ACAUCCGGGAAACCUGCAGCGGAGUGCGGCGGCGGCGACACUGAGUGGAAGGCAAAAUGGCGGCGGCGGCAGUGUCCUGGUGUUAAGGGGAGAGCCAGGUCCUCGCGACCCCCGCGACGGGUCGCGCUGGCCCGCGGCAGCCGGCCCGCUCCUCUCCCCGCUCUGCCCCACCAGGGAUACUUGGGGUUGCUGGGACGGGCUCCGGCCGCCUCGGCGUCCGCCCUCAGGCCCGUGGCUGCUGUCCAGGAGCUCUGCUCUCCCCUCCAGAGUUAAUUAUUUAUAUUGUAAAGAAUUUUAACAGUUCUGGAGACUUCCUUGAAGGAUCAUUUUCACUUUUGCUCAGAAGAAAGCUCUGGAUCUAUCAAAUAAAGAAGUCCUUCGUGUGGGCUACAUAUAUAGAUGUUUUCAUGAAGAGGAGUGAAAAGCCAGAAGGAUAUAGACAAAUGAGGCCUAAGACCUUUCCUGCCAGUAACUAUACUGGCAGUAGCCGGCAAAUGUUGCAAGAAAUUCGGGAAUCCCUUAGGAAUUUAUCUAAACCAUCUGAUGCUGCUAAGGCUGAACAUAACAUGAAUAAAAUGUCAACUGAAGAUCCUCGACAAGUCAGAAAUCCACCCAAAUUUGGGACACAUCAUAAAGCUUUGCAGGAAAUUCGAAACUCUCUGCUUCCAUUUGCAAAUGAAACAAAUUCUUCUCGUAGUACUUCAGAAGUUAAUCCACAGAUGCUUCAAGACUUGCAAGCUGCUGGAUUUGAUGAGGAUAUGGUUAUACAAGCUCUUCAGAAAACUAACAACAGAAGUAUAGAAGCAGCAAUUGAAUUCAUUAGUAAAAUGAGUUACCAAGAUGCUCGACGAGAGCAGAUGGCUGCAGCAGCUGCCAGACCUAUUAAUGCCAGCAUGAAACCAGGGAAUGUGCAACAAUCAGUUAACCGCAAACAGAGCUGGAAAGGUUCUAAAGAAUCCUUAGUUCCUCAGAGGCAUGGCCCACCACUAGGAGAAAGUGUGGCCUAUCAUUCUGAGAGUCCCAACUCACAGACAGAUGUAGGAAGACCUUUGUCUGGAUCUGGUAUAACAGCAUUUGCUCAAGCUCACCCCAGCAAUGGACAGAGAGUGAACCCCCCACCUCCACCUCAAGUAAGGAGUGUUACUCCUCCACCACCUCCAAGAGGCCAGACUCCCCCUCCAAGAGGUACAACUCCACCUCCCCCUUCAUGGGAACCAAACUCUCAAACAAAACGCUAUUCUGGAAACAUGGAAUACGUAAUCUCCCGAAUCUCUCCUGUCCCACCUGGGGCAUGGCAAGAGGGCUAUCCUCCACCACCUCUCAAUACUUCCCCCAUGAAUCCUUCUAAUCAGGGACAGAGAGGCAUUAGUUCUGUUCCUGUUGGCAGACAACCAAUCAUCAUGCAGAGUUCUAGCAAAUUUAACUUUCCAUCAGGGAGACCUGGAAUGCAGAAUGGUACUGGACAAACUGAUUUCAUGAUACACCAAAAUGUUGUCCCUGCUGGCACUGUGAAUCGGCAGCCACCACCACCAUAUCCUCUGACCGCAACUAAUGGACAAAGCCCUUCUGCUUUACAAACAGGGGGAUCUGCUGCUCCUUCGUCAUAUACAAAUGGAAAUAUUCCUCAGUCUAUGAUGGUGCCAAACAGAAAUAGUCAUAACAUGGAACUGUAUAACAUUAAUGUACCUGGACUGCAAACAAAUUGGCCUCAGUCAUCUUCUGCUCCAGCCCAGUCAUCCCCGAGCAGUGGGCAUGAAAUCCCUACAUGGCAACCUAACAUACCAGUGAGGUCAAAUUCUUUUAAUAACCCAUUAGGAAAUAGAGCAAGUCACUCUGCUAAUUCUCAGCCUUCCGCUACAACAGUCACUGCAAUUACACCAGCUCCUAUUCAACAGCCUGUGAAAAGCAUGCGUGUAUUAAAACCAGAGCUACAGACUGCUUUAGCACCUACACACCCUUCUUGGAUACCACAGCCAAUUCAAACUGUUCAACCCAGUCCUUUUCCUGAGGGAACCGCUUCAAAUGUGACUGUGAUGCCACCUGUUGCUGAAGCUCCAAACUAUCAAGGACCACCACCACCCUACCCAAAACAUCUGCUGCACCAAAACCCAUCUGUUCCUCCAUAUGAAUCAAUCAGUAAGCCUAGCAAAGAGGAUCAGCCAAGCUUGCCCAAGGAAGAUGAGAGUGAAAAGAGUUAUGAAAAUGUUGAUAGUGGGGAUAAAGAAAAGAAACAGAUUACAACUUCACCCAUUACUGUUAGGAAAAACAAGAAAGAUGAAGAGCGAAGGGAAUCUCGUAUUCAAAGUUAUUCUCCUCAAGCAUUUAAAUUCUUUAUGGAGCAACAUGUAGAAAAUGUACUCAAAUCUCAUCAGCAGCGUCUACAUCGUAAAAAACAAUUAGAGAAUGAAAUGAUGCGGGUUGGAUUAUCUCAAGAUGCCCAGGAUCAAAUGAGAAAGAUGCUUUGCCAAAAAGAAUCUAAUUACAUCCGUCUUAAAAGGGCUAAAAUGGACAAGUCUAUGUUUGUGAAGAUAAAGACACUAGGAAUAGGAGCAUUUGGUGAAGUCUGCCUAGCAAGAAAAGUAGAUACUAAGGCUUUGUAUGCAACAAAAACUCUCCGAAAGAAAGAUGUUCUUCUUCGAAAUCAAGUUGCUCAUGUUAAAGCUGAGAGUGACCAUCCACGGCAAGAUAGCAUGGAUUUCAGUAAUGAAUGGGGGGAUCCCUCAAGCUGUCGAUGUGGAGACAGAUUGAAGCCAUUAGAGCGGAGAGCUGCACGCCAGCACCAGCGAUGUUUAGCACAUUCUUUGGUUGGGACUCCCAAUUAUAUUGCACCUGAAGUAUUGCUACGAACAGGAUACACACAGUUGUGUGAUUGGUGGAGUGUUGGUGUUAUUCUUUUUGAAAUGUUGGUGGGACAACCUCCUUUCUUGGCACAAACACCAUUAGAAACACAAAUGAAGGUUAUCAACUGGCAAACAUCUCUUCACAUUCCACCACAAGCUAAACUCAGUCCUGAAGCUUCUGAUCUUAUUAUUAAACUUUGCCGAGGACCCGAAGAUCGCUUAGGCAAGAAUGGUGCUGAUGAAAUAAAAGCUCAUCCAUUUUUUAAAACAAUUGAUUUCUCCAGUGACCUGAGACAGCAAUCUGCUUCAUACAUUCCUAAAAUCACACACCCAACAGAUACAUCAAAUUUUGAUCCUGUUGAUCCUGAUAAGUUAUGGAGUGACGAUAACGAGGAAGAAAAUGUAAAUGACACUCUCAAUGGAUGGUAUAAAAAUGGGAAGCAUCCUGAACAUGCAUUCUAUGAAUUUACCUUCCGAAGGUUUUUUGAUGACAAUGGCUACCCAUAUAAUUAUCCGAAGCCUAUUGAAUAUGAAUACAUUAAUUCACAAGGCUCAGAGCAGCAGUCGGAUGAAGAUGAUCAAAACACAGGCUCAGAGAUUAAAAAUCGCGAUCUAGUAUAUGUUUAACACACUAGUAAAUAAAUGUAAUGAAAAUUUGCAAAAGGGCCUGAAAUGCGAGGUGUUUUGAGGUUCUGAGAGUAAAAUUAUGCAAAUAUGACAGAGCUAUAUAUGUGUGCUCUGUGUACAAUAUUGUAUUUUCCUAAAUUAUGGGAAAUCCUUUUAAAAUGUUAAUUUAUUCCAGCCGUUUAAAUCAGUAUUUAGAAAAAAAUUGUUAUAAGAAAAGUAAAUUAUGAACUGAAUAUUACAGUCAGUUCUUGGUACUUAAAGUACUUAAAAUAAGUAGUGCUUUGUUUAAAAGGAGAAAUCUGGUAUCUAUUUGUAUAUAUGCUAAAUAAUUUUAAAAGACAAGAGUUUUUGAAAUUUUUUUGAAAGACAGUUUUAGUUUUAUCUUGCUUUAACCAAAUAUGAAACAUACCCCGUAUUUACAGAGCUCUUUUUUCCCCUCAUAACCUUGUUUUUGGUACAAAAUAAGCUAGAGAAAUUAAGCCAUUGUGUUGGUGAGUGUUCCUAGGCUAAUCUUAAUCUGUAUAAUUCACAUCCUGAAACUAAGGAAUACAGGGUUAAAAAAUAUUAAUAUGUUUGUCAGGAGGAAAGAUAAUGCAUUUAUCUCCCCGCCCCCAUGGAAUAUUUAAUCUUCUUGCGUUUAUUUCUCAAGAAUUACUGGCUUUAAAAGAAGCCAAAGCACUACUAGCUUUUUUUCCAUAUUGUUAUUUUUGAUGCUGCUUCCAAUUUUAAAAGGGAACAAAGCUGCCAUAAAUAAAAAUUUUCAGUACUGAAAGCUAAAAUUUUUUUCACCAUCCUAAGCAAAGAAUUAUUUUCAUGUUCAUAUACUUUUCCUGUAUAGUAACUAUUUUGAUUAUGUUAUCAAUGUUACCUGUUUCCUCUUUCAGAACAGUGCUGCAUAUACAGAUUGUUAUUGGCAAAGGAAAAUCUGGCUAUCUGGCAAUAUUUUACCUAAGGGCAGAUUAAUUGGUGAAAAAAUUAACUCUUAAGAUGGCCAUUAAUAAUUAGAAAAAUUUACAGAGUGGUCUUAGUAGAAAAUUCAAGUCCUCCUAAUUUAUUUAAGGUUAAACAAUGUGUUCAACAUGCCUAUUAUGUAUAAUGCUUAGGUUCUAAGGAAGAUUAAGGUUUCAUACCAAAAUACAUGAGCUUAUCUUUUAGGAAGGGGAAAAAGGCUCUAUUUUGACCAUAGUAAAAUUUGUAUUUUAUUUCCUUUUCUUAAGCUCCAUUGAUAAGGGAUUGUUUUUAUCAAAAGUUACUAUUUGGGGAUUGGAGGCAUAAUUUUAAUGAUUUUCAUACUUUUAGCUUUCUUCACGUAAAAGCUAAUUGAAACCAUAUAUGUAGUAAAAUUAAAGGCAGAGCUGUUGCAGUUGAAUUGGAGAGUCAGGGCAAAGAACACUUACUAGCCCACACUUUCCACCUUUCUACAGGUGGUCCUUUCAGAACUCAGCUUGGAAACCUACUACUAUGUUAUCAUGGGUCUUUCGGGGUUAGUGGUUCUUUUGAGAAUCUGAAGGAAGCUGUGGACUCUUCCCAGGAAAAAAAAAAAAUCAACACAUACAAUGUUGCAUGCAAUUUCAAGGGAUUUUGGACAUAUUGAAACCUAUCACAGGCUCUAGGUUAUGGACCUCUGUCCCAUGAGAAAAUUGAUAUAUUAAACUAAGAACUUUGUUUUUAACUUACCAAUCACUACUCAGCACAUCUUAUAUAAACUGAUAAUUUGUGAUGGAAAAGGUCUGUAACAUGUGAUGUAAGGUGACCUUAUGAAUGCCUCUCUUGCUGGUACAUUAAUUUGUUUUAAAUGCAUCAUUUGGAGGGGACUGAAAUGUUGGACUCAUUACAAGCUUGAUACAGAAAUAUUUCUGAAGGAUUUCUAAUUGGAAUUAUAAGAAAAUGUGCUCUCAUGAAAUGGCAGUCUUCACCUCAUGGUUCAUGGAACAUUUGGUUAGUCCCAUAAAAUCCUAUGCAAAACAAAGUAGUUCAAGAAUUUUUAGGUGGGUACUCACAUUUAUAAGGUAUUCCUCUUGCUCUUUGGGCUUUUUCAAUCUGAUUUAUUUAAAUUUUCAUUUAGUUGUUUUACUUUUGGACUAAGGUGCAAUACAGUAGAAAAUAACUUUGUUACAUUUAUGUUGUAGGAAAUCUAAGGUGCUGUCUCCUCCCCCUUCCCUUCCCACAAAAUCUGUAUUCCCCCUAUUGCUGAAAUGUAACAGACACUACAAAUUUUGUAUUCUUUUUUUGUUUUUUGUUUUGAGACAGGGUCUCACUCUGUCACCCAGGCUGGAGUGCAGUGGCGCUUCACAGCUCACUGCAUCCUCGACAUUUGAGGCUCACGCAGUCCUCACACCUCAGCCUCCCAAGUAGCUGAGCAUGCGCCACCAAGCCCAGCUAAUUUUUGUAUCUUUAGUAGAGAUGGGGUUUUGCCAUGUUGCCCAGGUUGGUCUGGAACUCCUGGGCUCCAGUUAUAUGCCCACCUCAGCCUCCCAGAGUGCUGGGAUUACAGACGUGAGCCACCGCGCCUGGCGCAAAUAUGUAUUCUUUUAAAAUUUCCUCUGAUACUAUAAGCCUUUUGCAUUUAUCUGAAGCAGUAUACAUGCCUUUGGUAUCAGCAAUUUUAACAGUUUGGAUAUACUUAUCAGCUGUCUUAUUCCAAAACUACAUCUACUUCUUCCAGUAUAGAAUCUGGUGCUUCCUGACCAAAAAGAUGAGAAAAACAAUGUUAAAAAUAUAGAUACUUUCCAUUGAAAUGGAGUGAAAACGUUGGUUCUGUAUGUUUUCUUUUAAAAUAAUUUUCUCAUAAAAACUUGCUGUCUUUAUUGUACUUACCCUUUUUAUGCAUAUCAAUAGUAUUUAUAAGAUGUGUUCUAUAAUUAUGUAAUUGUAGAUACUGUUAUGUAUUGUCCAGUGACAUCAUAAGGCAGGCCCUACUGCUGUAUCUUUUCUACCUUCUUAUUUGUAAUAGAAACUAUAGAAUGUAUGACUAAAAAGUCACUUUGAGAUUGACUUUUUAAAAAAGUUAUUACCUUCUGCUGUUGCAAAGUGCAAAACUGUGAGUGGAAUUGUUUUAUUCUGACUUAAUAUGUUAGAAAUUAGAGAAUACAGUGGGAGGAUUUGUAGACAUUGCUGCUGCUGUUACCCAAGGUAUUUUAGAUCAAAAAAUUUAAUAAACAGAAAUCCCUUUGGUAUUUAAAGUGGAACAUUUAGCCUGUUCAUUUUAAUCUAAAGCAAAAAGUAAUUUGGGUCAAAAUAUUGGUAUAUUUGUAAAGCGCCUUAAUAUAUCCUUUUGUGGAAGGCACUACACAGUUUACUUUUAUAUUGUAUUGUGUAUAUAAGUAUUUUGUAUUAAAAUUGAAUCAGUGGCAACACUAAAGUUUUAUAAAAUCAUGCUUUGUUAGAAAAGGAAUUACAGCUUUGCAAUAUAACUAAUUGUUUUGCAUAAUUCUGAAUGUAAUAGAUACGAAUAAUCAGCCUGUGUUUUUAAUGAACUUAUUUGUAUUUUCCCAAUCAUUUUCUCUAGUGUAAUGUUUGCUGGGAUAAUAAAAAAAAUUCAAAUCUUUCAA
This is a messenger RNA of Mandrillus leucophaeus (drill), 7018 nucleotides long. It is a transcript of the gene LATS1, whose product is annotated as large tumor suppressor kinase 1. Gene Ontology annotation, biological process: G1/S transition of mitotic cell cycle; positive regulation of apoptotic process; regulation of organ growth. The transcript has 8 exons. Lineage: Eukaryota; Metazoa; Chordata; Mammalia; Primates; Cercopithecidae. Gene Ontology annotation, cellular component: spindle pole. The record is from RefSeq and is a predicted model, not a curated record. The coding region runs from base 408 to 3467 and encodes 1019 amino acids. Gene Ontology annotation, molecular function: protein binding; ATP binding; protein serine/threonine kinase activity.